Molecule: messenger RNA, 1693 nt
Organism: Monodelphis domestica (gray short-tailed opossum)
Lineage: Eukaryota; Metazoa; Chordata; Mammalia; Didelphimorphia; Didelphidae
Product: transmembrane protein 205-like
Source: RefSeq, a predicted model, not a curated record
UCCCUGCGAAGACCUGAUCAGGCAGCAGUAACAGGGACUAGUAUUCUUUCCUGGGAGGUGGACACCUUCUCCUCCAGCCUGAGGAACCUCCUUCAAGGUCUGCGCUGAAUCAGGCUGGCCCGGGCUCUUCCUGCUCUGGGUGGUCACCCUCUCCUUCGGAAAGCACCCCGGGCCUAGAUCGCCAGCCCCAGGCCCCUGGAGUCCACGAUGCCGACGGAUGCAGAGCCCUCAGUGCUGGCCAAGACCCUCCACCUUGUCUUCCUCUCCACCUUCUGGGGAAUGCAGAUUUGGGUGACCUUCAUUUCAGGCUUCGUGAUGGGCGGAAACCUCACUCGGCACACUCUGGGCUUCAUCCAGAGCCGGCUGUUCCCCUAUUAUUUCCACAUCGGCUCUGCCUGCUCCUUCUUCAACCUGACCAUCUUCGCCAUGUGCCACCCCAGGGAGCUGCUCAACGACGAAGAGACCACCCAGCUCAUCAUUUUCUUCGUGUGCGUCAUUGUGUCUGCACUGAACGCCCAGUGGUUUGGCCAGAUGACCUCAGAUAUCAUGGCUGACAUGCACCUCAUAGAGCAGAGCUACGGCCUGGGCCAGGACAUCGGGUUCUUCUCACGCAAGUCCUAUACCCGGCUGCGGGACUCCAACCCCAAAUACAGGCAGUUGUCCAGCCAGCUCAACCGUUAUCGCUUCCUCUCCUCCCUCUGCAACCUGGGAUGCCUGGCGUGUAAUGGCUUCAGCCUCUGCCACAUGGCUACUAACCUCUCCACCCUGUGACCGGGGGGCUGGCCAGGACACCCAGCCUUGAUUCUUGGGGGCUGGGCCAGUGGGAACAACAGCGCCUUUUUGCCGGGAAGGACCUGAGCCAGGUGGUAUAGUGGAUGGCGUGUGGGACUUCGGGUCAAGAAGGCUUGAGUUCCAAGUCCUGCCUCAGAUUCCUGGGCAGGGAAUGAAUGAAGUCUGCUCACCUGUAAAACAAGGGGCUUGGACUCUGCUGAGGUCCCCUUUAGCCCUCCAGCUAUGAUCCUGUCAUCUCAGGAAGUCUAUCUCCAGCCUUUUCUUAGAGGCUAAGGUCAACGGCAGUGCUUUGGAAAGAACACUUUGAGUCAGAACCUUGUUUCCCAUCUAUCUUCCUCGUAAAAGGUUUGGGGAGUCCAUAAAGAGAUGGAAGAAUGACUGCUUGAAAGACUGAAUGAAGGAAAAGUGGAUGGAUGGAUGGAUGGAUCGACAAAUGGGUAGAGAGAUGGAUAGAUGAGUAAAUGGAUGGCUGGAUGGGUGGGUGGGCAGAUGAGUGUGGAUGGAUAGAUGGGUGAGUGGAUAGAUGACGGAUGGAUGAAUGGAUGAGUGGAUAAGUGGGUGUAGGUGGGUGGUGGGAUGGAUGAAUAAAUGGAUGCAUAUACAAAUGGAUGGUUAAGGAUGAUGAUGGGUAGUCCUAGUCCUGAUGUAUAAUUAGAAUUUUCCAUCCCAGAACUCUCUUUCCCAGCUUCUGAUGUUCCUUCUCACGUUAGGUGCUAUCUUAGGGAGGAUAUAUUUUGAGUGUAGCUACGCCCUUUCUCUUUUUUUCAGGAACUUGGCUGGUGGAGGUUGGGUGGGUGCUAGGCAGGAGACUUUUACUCACGCGUUAUUUUCUUAGGCUUUCAUACUUUUGUUCUUUUAUUUCUUCUACUUUGGAGUGAUUAAUAAACUCUAUAAAAUAUAA